Messenger RNA from Lethenteron reissneri (Far Eastern brook lamprey), 658 nucleotides. RefSeq names its product neuronal cell adhesion molecule-like. Gene Ontology annotation, cellular component: plasma membrane; axon. The record is from RefSeq and is a predicted model, not a curated record. Lineage: Eukaryota; Metazoa; Chordata; Hyperoartia; Petromyzontiformes; Petromyzontidae. Gene Ontology annotation, biological process: homophilic cell-cell adhesion; dendrite self-avoidance; axon guidance. Gene Ontology annotation, molecular function: cell-cell adhesion mediator activity.
AUGGAGUGUGAGGCUCAUGGCAACCCAACGCCCAAGUUUCGGUGGAGUAAGGACGGCCGGCGCUUUGACCCGAACGGCGACCCUAACGUGAAGCGGCGUGGAGAUGGCUCGGGCACCUUCACCGUGGACAUGGCGGCGGUGGUGGCGGCGUCCGCGGAGUCCGACAGCGAAGCCGCAGAGGCCUACGUGGGCGUCUACCGCUGCUCAGCGGAGAACCAGGACGGCACAACGCUCACCCCAAACAUCACCGUGCGGCUGGCGCGUGCUCCCCUGUGGCCCCGUGAACAGCUGGAACCCGUCAUGGCCACCGAGGGCCUGCCGGCCGUGCUGCGCUGCCGCCCUCCCCAAGGCUUUCCUCCUCCCAUCGUCUUCUGGAUGGACGGCUCCAUUGAGAGAGUGCAGCUGAAUGGGCGAGUAUCCCAGGGCCUGGACGGGGACUUGUUCUUCGCCAACGUGCUGCUGAGUGACGGGGACGACUACGUGUGCUACGCUCACUUCCCGCACGCGGGGACCAUCCAGAAGCAGCCGCUCACACUGACGGUCCAACCCAGAGGACGUGGAGCUGAGUGGACUUGCCGAUGACUGGUACCAGCGGUGUCAAGAUCGGCCUCAGUGGAGGAGGCUCGUGAAGGACGCUACUGAGCAGUUGGAGGCAGUC